This is a messenger RNA of Gadus chalcogrammus (walleye pollock), 3181 nucleotides long. Its product is annotated as docking protein 2-like. Gene Ontology annotation, cellular component: cytoplasm. NCBI's taxonomy places the organism in Eukaryota, Metazoa, Chordata, Actinopteri, Gadiformes, Gadidae. Gene Ontology annotation, biological process: positive regulation of MAPK cascade; cell surface receptor protein tyrosine kinase signaling pathway. The record is from RefSeq and is a predicted model, not a curated record. Bases 77 to 1963 code for a protein of 628 amino acids. The transcript has 8 exons.
AGAAAAAGAAAGUGAAUUAAUCCAAAUUGAAAGACAGACCGAUAACCAGCAGGAUUAACAGAAAGAGAAACGAGGGAUGGAAACAUGCAGAGAAAGAGAAGACAGUGAAAGAGGAAGGGUGAUCUGUAGGGGAAGUGAGGCACACAAUACACAAAGCCACAUCCCCGUAGAGCAGACAGACGAACGGAGGGACGGUAGAGAGACAGGUGGGGCAAACGGCACCAUGGAGGACGCUAUUAGGAAGCAGGGCCUGGUGCUCAUCCAGCAGCAGCGUUUUGGGAAGAGGUGGAAGCGUGUGUGGCUCAUGUUAUUCAUGGAGAGUUCCUGUUCCAUCGCCCGGCUGGAGUACUUUGACUGUAAGGAUGGUGCAGCUGCAGCGCUGGACCGCUGUGACAAGGCCCUGAAGAGACAGCAGGACAGCAAGAAGGUGAUCCGUCUGUCUGACUGUAUCCGAGUGGCGGCGGUGCCGGCAGACGGGUGUCCCAGAGACAAGGGCACCUUCCUGGUGGAGACCACCGACAAGCUGUUCGUCUUCGCCGUGGACGAACAGCACCUGGACGACUGGACCCACACACUCUGUGAUACAGCGUUCCCUUCGAAGAGAUGCAGUCUCCAGAAAAGAGGAAGGAAUGAUAAGGAGGGCAUGGAGGACAACUCACUGUACAGCAGCCGAGAGACACUGCAUGAUUUCAGGGUAUGCGUUCGGAGAACCAAAGCAGCGGAAAGGUGUCGCCUGACGGGCGUGUGCGUGCUGAGGACGGAUGCCGAGAGCCUGCACCUGCUGGACCCCAGCUCUCACCAGCUCCUGUUCAGCUGGCCCUACCGCUUCCUGCGCCGCUUCGGGCGGGACAAGACCAGCUUCUCCUUCGAGGCCGGGAGGAGGUGUGUUUCUGGCGAGGGCUCCUUUGAGUUUGACACCCGACAGGGCAACACGCUGUUCCAGGCCCUGGACACCGCCAUCAAGGCCCAUCCCGAGGUGCUGCCCCAGCGGCCCAGCUGUGACGCAGACAACAGCCCAGACAUCUCCCUACACAGAGACCUAUAUAACCACCAGCAGCCCGGACAGGGGGGCGACUGUGAGUACAGCAGGUUGGACGACUUUGAGGAGGCCAGAGAGAAAGGAGCGCACAAAAAACUCACCCCGUCGCUGUCUCAUCUAGAGCCCCCUGCUGACAAAAUCUUGACAGGCGUGAAGAGUUUGACUCUGGAGACCCGAGAGAUUCCGAUUCCCCGCAAGAUUCCGGUGAAGCCCAUCCAGAGCUGUCCUCUGCUCCCCAGCAGCCUGGACCUCCCCCAGCCCCCUGACCCUCUCUCGUACCAGCCCCCCUCUCCCAUCCCGUCCCUCCAACCAGACGCAGACAUGACGUACGCUCAGGUGUCCAAAGGCGCCGGGCCGCCCGGAGCGGCAGGCAACGACCGAGAGAAGAGGAAAGUGAAGGCGCGGGAGGGAGGGAGCGUCUCCCCCUGUCCCCCGGGCCUGAUGCUCCUGCAGGAGCCGGCGUACUCGCUCCCUUUCAACCACGUCGGCCCCCACGUCACGGCGGACCCCGAGGAGAUGUUCGGUCAUGUGGCGCAGGCCGACCCGCUCUACGACAUCAUCGACGACUCCCAGAUCAAACACGCGCUGCGGGCCCGGGCGGCGUCCUCCAGGGGCGCCCGGGGCAGGGCGGAGCACAUCUACGACCAGCCGGAGGGGUACGGCGCCGUCGCCGCCCCCGGGUUCCCCGCCGCCCCCACGUACGACGAACUGGAGGAGGUGAGGGGCAAUGCCUGGAGGACUAUGGGGAUCGACGUCGAACCCCCGGUUCACGAGCCCCCCUACAGCACCGAGACCGACAGCUACGCCAUUCCCAAACUCUGGCGGAGGGCACCCGUGCCCCAAGUGGCCGUAAGAGAUGUGGAGGCGGACGAUGUGAAUCCGUACAAGAACGUGAUCGAUGGCGCCGAGUGGGAUGGGAGCUGAGGACGUGUGCCGUUGGUUUUUCCUAGUUUUUCUUUUACUGAAUUAUCUCACUUGAAAAGCAAAAGCAAGUCGUCUUUUGAAUGAAUGAUAUGAAGUUACAUAUCAAGGUUUUGCUUAUGGAUGGCUUAUAACCAUAGACCAUUUUACCAUAAUGCAUUGCAUCCAUACUUUCAAGUAUUUGAUGUGGCUAUAAACUUAUAUUACAGGACAACCAUGCACUGUAAUCCGUUUCAAGUUGUCAUUAAAAGUCCUGGCUAUUCUUGAGGUUAAUCGUUAUUUUUUUGUGAUUGCCUUAUAUUUCAAUUAAUUAAUUAAUUAAUUUUAUUUCAUUAAUAUACAUAGGUAAUAAAGCAAACAUAGUUUUAAGUCCCAUGUGUAAAAUUUCGACUAUCUUGUCACUUUAAAUCGUAUUUUCAAUGCUGAUCGAUAGGGAUUUCAAUAAUGUAAUCAAUAAAAUCACAUCCUGUAACUGAGACAUUCUACAAAUGGAAAAUGAGUACCUCUCUCUUGGUUGACCAGAAUCAAACAAUCAACAAUCCCAGAACCCCUCCAACUCACCCAAGCCACACAGAGGAGCUUCGCUAGCUGGCAUCACAUAGCUGUUUUCACACAUGUCCUCCGGCUUUUGUGUUGCCAAAUUCAAUAACAACCCUGUUGUUUAGGAUUUUUUAGUUCUGAAAGUCUCUCUUGUAAGACACUUUGGACUAAAGUGUCCACCAAGCAAAUGGCACCGAGGCUAGGGGAGAACAAGCUGGUGCAACCGAGGGGCUCGUUGAUCAGAGAGAAGAGGUUGGUGGUUCAGAGGCCAUUGAAGAUGAAGCCAGAGGAUCAGAGGUUUAUGGAGGUAAGGCUAGUGGAUCACAGACCUUUGGAGAAGAGGUAGGUGGAUCCCAGUCUAGGCAUGAAGAAGCUGGGGGUUCAGAGGCUAAUGGAUUAAAGGCUAGUCAAGAAGCUAGUGGAACAGAGGCUAGUUGAUCAGAGGCUAGUUCUAAGGAGGCUAGUGGAACAGAGGCUAGUGGAACAGAGGCUAGUUGAUCAGAGGCUAGUUCUAAGGAGGCUAGUGGAACAGAGGCUAGUGGAACAGAGGCUAGUUGAUCAGAGGCUAGUUCUAAGGAGGCUAGUGGAACAGAGGCUAGUGGAACAGAGGCUAGUUGAUCAGAGGCUAGUUCUAAGGAGGCUAGUGGAACAGAGGCUAGUGGAACAGAGGCUAGAGGAACA